UCAAAUUAAACAAACUUUCUAAUGAAUAAAAAAUUUAUCGGGUUAGAUAUAAGUUGGGCUUAGGACUGAAGCUUGUUCAUACAUGAUGGAUGCCCAAGGAACCAUCGCCUUCUCUACUGUCGGCUUACUCACCUACGGCUUCGAUGUGUUCUCCACUGUCCUUCCGACCUCCCUCUUCGCCGACUUAGUAGAAAGUCGCCAUACCGACGGUAUCUCCGUCAAUUUCAACGGCCAGUUCGCCGAUGGAGCUGGCGAAACUGUUGCCUUCGUCUCCGAGCGAACGGGCUCGGCGCGUCUCUACCAGACAUCGGUCGGUGAGGAAAUCAGACUGCUCCCGAUCAACACAAGCAGCUUUUUCCAUGACCGUCCCACCAUUAAGAACGGCCGCGUAUUCUACGUUUCCGCCCAUGAGCCCCCAUCAGACUCCUUGAAGAGCUGGGCCGCUGUCUACGCAACCAGGCUUGACACGGAGGAGACAGUGCGGUUAACCCCUGCCGGAUUCGUCGACUUCAGCCCGGCGCUUUCAGAGUCGGGCCAACUAGUUGCCGUCGCAUCUUAUGGAUCUCGGCAGUGGAACGGUGAUUUCCGCUCUCUCGACACCGAGAUCGCAAUCUUUAGUGUCUCGGACCCGACUCGUCGCACAAUCAUCGCUGGGCGAGGCGGAUGGCCGACUUUUUCCGGCGAAUCCACAGUAUUUUUUCAUCUUAUAGCCGAAGACGGCUGGUGGAGCAUCUACCGGCUCGAUUUAAAGGAUAAUCUCGACGAUUUAAUUCCUCGUCGUAUAACCCCGCCUGGAUUACACGCCUUCACGCCGGCUGCAUCUCACGACGGGAAGUAUAUUGCCGUCGCCACGCGCAGGAAGGGGAAUAAAUUCCGCCACAUCGAGAUCUUUGAUCUCGGAUCGGAAAAAUUCUAUCCGAUUACAGAGAGAUUAAAUCCUAAUUUCCAUCACUACAAUCCAUUUUUCUCACAGGACUCGAACAAGCUCGGGUACCAUCGAUUCAGAGGAGAAUCUAACGAAAAGGUACCGAAUAUCCUGCCCGCGGCUUCUCCAAUUCGAGGGCUCCAGCUUCUUCGGCUUCACGGCACAUUCCCAUCCUUUUCUCCCGCCGGCGAUCUUAUCGCAAUCAAUGGUGACUUCUUUGAAUCCCCUGGCUUGAUGAUACUCCGAUCAGACGGUUCAAAAAGGUGGACUCUGCUCAAAUCGCCCACAGCUUUCUAUACGGCGUGGAGCCCUGUGGAGAAGGGCGUUAUAUUCACCUCCAUCGGCCCGAUCUUUGAAUCCAGCAAGACAGCGGUAGAGAUCGCCCGGAUCUACUUCAAUCCCGACCAUCUCGACAAUGAAAACGGGGAAAUCGUUGCAGAUCUGAAAAUCCUCACCCGCGGAGGCACAGCCAACAAUGCAUUCCCAUCAUGCUCUCCGGACGGUAAGCACGUGGUCUUUCGAUCUGGGCGAUCGGGCCACAAGAAUCUCUACAUUCUCGAUGCCAUUGAGGGAGAGCAUGCCGAUGGCAGCGGGAUUCAGCGCCUAACGGAAGGAGAGUGGAUCGAUACGAUGCCAGCGUGGUCGCCGGACGGCACGCUAAUCGCUUUCUCGUCUAACCGACACAAUCCAGCAAACAUGGAAGCAUAUAGCAUAUAUUUGGUUCGACCGGACGGCUCGGACCUACGGAGGGUUCACGUGGCCGGGCCGCCGGGGUCGAAGGAGGUAGAUAGGGAGAGGAUCAACCAUGUCUGCUUCAGUCCGGACUCGAAGUGGCUCCUCUUCACGGCGAACCUUGGAAGCGUGUCAGCGGAGACGGUGUCAAUGCCGAACCACUUCCAACCAUACGGGGACCUGUGGAUUUGCCGCAUAGAUGGAACCGGACUGACGAGGCUGACGUGCAACGCUUAUGAGAACGGUACGCCUGCCUGGCACUCCGCUAAUUUGCUCCACGACAUUGGUAUGCGCUCGAUGGUUUCCCAUGCAGGGGAGAAGUUGGGUCAAUUUGAGGAGCCUUUAUGGUUAACAUGUGAUUUAUAGUCUUUAUUUUGCAUCCUCUGCCAUCACUGCAAUUUUUUGUCUACGAUUUAAACUUCAGCUUUGUUUGGAUUAAAAGGUGAAUAAAUGAAAACUUUAAAAAAAAUAGACAUGGAAUCUUUAUGCUCAAAACCCUGAUUCCAGUAAUCAUUUAUUUGGUAUCUCCCAAGGGGCACGAACUACCAUUCUAACCCUUCUUGGGGGAUUUCAUCCCCAAACGCA
This is a messenger RNA of Phalaenopsis equestris, 2242 nucleotides long. RefSeq lists its product as uncharacterized. NCBI's taxonomy places the organism in Eukaryota, Viridiplantae, Streptophyta, Magnoliopsida, Asparagales, Orchidaceae. The record is from RefSeq and is a predicted model, not a curated record. Bases 83 to 2023 code for a protein of 646 amino acids. The transcript has a single exon.